Molecule: messenger RNA, 1971 nt
Organism: Triticum urartu
Lineage: Eukaryota; Viridiplantae; Streptophyta; Magnoliopsida; Poales; Poaceae
Product: long chain base biosynthesis protein 2d
Biological process (GO): sphingosine biosynthetic process; ceramide biosynthetic process
Cellular component (GO): serine palmitoyltransferase complex
Molecular function (GO): pyridoxal phosphate binding; serine C-palmitoyltransferase activity
Source: RefSeq, a predicted model, not a curated record
CCCCCCACCCUAAUCCCAAAGAUUCCAAUUUUCCAAUCUAGCCAGUCGCCAUCGGAAACCAUUGGCCGGUCGCCACCCCACGCCGCCGUUGACGACCCCGUCGCGCGCCCAGGCGGCCAAUAAACACCGCUCCCGCCCCCCCGCCCCCCGCCGCGUGCCGCGUCGAAGGGAGCGAGGAGGAGGAGCGAGGAGGAUGGUGAGGCUCCCGUACCUGACCGCGCUCACCACGCUCUUCAGCUACGGCCUCCUCUUCGCCUUCGGCCACUUCCGCGACUUCUUCCGCCGGAUCCUCGACGCCGGCAAAUCCAGCAACCUCAAGGGUUACGCGCCCAUUUGCCUGGGGUACGAGGAUUUCUACACGCGCCGCCUCUACCUCCGCAUCCAGGACUGUUUUGGCCGACCUAUUGCCAGUGCGCCCGAUGCUUGGUUUGAUGUAGUUGAGCGUCACUCAAAUGACGGCAACAAGACACUCCAACGUACCACAAAAACAUCCAAGUGUCUUAACUUGGGUUCCUACAACUACCUUGGUUUUGCUGCAGCAGAUGAGUACUGCACUCCUCGUGUUAUUGAGUCACUCAAGAAAUACUCUGCCAGUACUUGCAGUGCCAGAGUUGAUGGAGGAAAUACUAAGCUGCACACAGAGCUCGAGGAACUAGUUGCACGAUUUGUUGGCAAGCCUGCAGCUAUUCUUUUUGGCAUGGGUUAUGUGACAAACUCUGCGAUCAUUCCUAUUUUGAUUGGGAAGGGGGGGCUGAUAGUUAGUGAUUCACUGAACCAUAUUUCUAUAGUGAAUGGAGCCAGGGGUUCAGGGGCUACUGUCCGGGUUUUUCAACAUAACAACCCUGCACAUCUGGAAGACGUACUGAGGGAGCAGAUUGCAGGGGGGCAACCUCGUACACACAGGCCAUGGAAGAAGAUAAUUGUGAUUGUUGAGGGAAUUUAUAGCAUGGAAGGGGAGUUAUGCAACCUUCCUGAGAUUAUGGCUGUCUGCAAGAAAUACAAGGCCUACACAUAUUUAGACGAGGCACACAGUAUUGGAGCUGUUGGAAAGACUGGAAGAGGUGUAUGUGAACUACUAGGAGUGGAUCCAGCUGAUGUCGACAUCAUGAUGGGAACAUUUACAAAAUCGUUUGGAUCGUGCGGAGGUUAUAUUGCAGCAUCAAAAGAGAUCAUUCAACAUCUCAAGCAUGCAUGCCCAGCCCAUAUUUAUGCAACAUCCAUGUCGCCUCCAGCAGUCCAGCAGGUCAUCUCUGCGAUAAAGGUCGUCCUUGGGGAAGAUGGAUCUAACAGAGGGGCCAAGAAACUUGCUCAGAUUCGGGAGAACAGCAAUUUUUUCCGUUCAGAGCUUCAGAAAAUGGGUUUUGAGGUGCUGGGAGAUAAUGACUCACCUGUCAUGCCUAUCAUGCUUUACAAUCCUGCUAAAAUUCCUGCAUUCUCAAGGGAGUGCUUGAGACAAAAUGUUGCUGUUGUGACUGUUGCAUUUCCUGCAACGCCACUACUACUUGCCAGAGCUAGGAUAUGUAUCUCAGCUUCUCAAUCAAGGGAGGAUCUAAUUAAAGGGUUGGAGGUUAUCAGCAAAGUUGGUGAUCUCAUCGGAAUCAAGUACUUCCCCGUUGAGCAAGAGAAGGUUGCAUCUGUUGACAAACUUAAGAAGCUUGAGUGAAUAGUGACAAUGGACAAUUGGAAGAAUUCUGCUGCUGUUAUGCUAGAUCUACUGGGUCAUCUUGGUAGUGCACCAUGCCUCGGUUUUGCUCUUUUGUGCACCUCAGGACCCUUCAUUUUCCUUUGUCUGAAGUGGUUUUGAUUUUGUACAGACUGUAUUAUCAUCCAUCAUAGUUUGAAACUUAACACGGCUCUAUACACUGUUUUGUCGAAUUCAAGAAAAAAGAAAUCCCUGUACAACCUUGUAAGUGACUGAAAUCAUGUAGAUACUAAUUUCCUUCUUAUUACUGACUUCCUUUCAAGGCGCAA